Molecule: messenger RNA, 890 nt
Organism: Sinocyclocheilus rhinocerous
Lineage: Eukaryota; Metazoa; Chordata; Actinopteri; Cypriniformes; Cyprinidae
Product: putative cyclin-dependent serine/threonine-protein kinase DDB_G0272797/DDB_G0274007
Exons: 2
Source: RefSeq, a predicted model, not a curated record
CCUAAAGUAACAUUACCAAAGACGCAAUCGAAAGAGGAGCUACACCGCAAUGAUGAACUUAAACAUAAUCAAAGGCUCCAUUUGGAGGAUAGAGAGAGUCAGGAACCACAAUGGCAGUCGAAAUACACAGUCGCGCACACACAAGGGUACCGACAAAGCCCAUACCAACAUACACUCACACCAGUUUAUACAAGUAGAGGAAAUGUUCCCACCAGACAAACCACAUUAGGAGAUCCACACAUGAUGAGUGACACAACACAAACAGAGGAGGUCGAGCCCAUGAAAACAGAACACAGUGGCGACGGCAUGGCAAAAAAGACGCAACGGCAUUACGACAAACAUCCGCAAGAGGAUCAACAGACGAAACCAUAUCAAACAACACCACAGCAACCAAAAAACAAUCCUUCCCACAAUUCCGUCCAAUCAGAGCACAGCGUGCCGCACAGCAGCCAAUUAGACGGUCUUAGUCGCACUUACAGCCACGUUGAGGUCAUUAGCCAAUCCAGUGGCUUAUCAGAAGUACUAAAUCAUCACUCUGACCAAUCAGAAGUUAGAAAACAUCAUCACCACCACCACCAAUCAGAAGCAAGUAACCAAAAUAAGCAGGAAAAGGAACAGCAGCAAGAGGAAACACAACAUUAUCUUCGUCACCAACACCACCGACACCAACAUACAACGCAAGCAGUUAGCCAACAACAGACUAGCACACAAAGAACAGUGACAAAAGCCCCUCCCACCACUCCCUCAGCCCCACAGACUCCGCCCCCUCUUCAGCCCCCGCGGAAGCGCCGACGGAAACACCGGAGGAGGAUGAGCAAGGCCUCCAUGAGAGCGAUGAUAAUGUAAUUUUAUUAUUAUAGUAUGCUAAUCGAAAGUGUACGGCUCAAUGA